AUGAAGGUUCUGUUCCUGACCAUCAUCCUUGGCCUGAUCACAGCCCUGCAGGCUCAGGACCCUCUGUUCUUCCCCUCAGAGAACGAGAAUAGUGUGGUCAGAGGAGCAGGAGGCUCUGUUCUUGUGUCUUCAGACAGCGCUCCUCCUUGGGCCCAGAGGCUGAAGCAGGGGAGCGGGUUCAGCAUAGGGACUGUUGGAGGAGAUUCUGGGCCAUGUUCGUGCUGGACUCACGGCCCCCACCCUGCUCAGAUCAUAGGGACAUGGUAUGUGAAGGCCGUGGUGGCUGACAAGGACCUGCCUAAGGAGAAGAGGCCCAAGAAGGUGUCCCCCUUGACAGUCACUGCCCUGGAUGGUGGAGACUUGGAGGCCAUGGUCACCUUCAUGAAGGGGGGCCAGUGCCACGAGAAGAGAGUUGUGAUGCACCAAACUGAGGAGCCUGGCAGAUACAGCACCUUUGGGGGAAAGAGGCACAUGCACAUCCUGGACUUGCCAGUAAAGGACCACCGCAUCUUCUACUGCGAGGGCCAGCUCGGAGGGAAAGCAAUCCGCAUAGGAAAACUCGUGGGUAAGAGGCUGCUGCCCCAGGUCCUCAGAGAUCCACCUCUCCUGACCCACCCCCACAGGCUCUAUUGGGGUGAAGCCCAAGAAUUCUCUGGCCAGAGAGCAUCACAAUUCCUCCAGGCCAUCAGCUUCCUCCAGGCCAUCAGCUUCUUCCAGGUCAGGGGUGUGACCCUGCAGCUUGGCUUUGAGAGGGAAACCCUCCAUCUCAGCCUCAGCCAUUACAGGACAAAGCCCCCCAAGUGCUGGGAGGCGCUGUCUCCUCUUGGGGUCUGCUUCCCGAACCUGGGGCUCACCUGGUCACCUCGCCUACAGGUAGAAAUCCUGACAUGAGCCUGGAAGCCCUGGAAGAAUUUAAGAAAUUCGCAGAGCGCAAGGGAUUGCCACAGGAGAACAUCAUCAUGCCCGUCCAGAGGGGUAAGAAGACAACUCUGCCCAGGUUCCCUGUGUCCACUCUGCAUCCCCCACUGUCCCCCAUCUCCCUCCCUAUGUCCCCAACAGGUUCCUCGUGUCCCACUGUGCCCUUCAAGUCCCUCUGUGUCCCCCAUGACCUUCCUCUCCCCUUCCCCUGCCCCCCCCCAUGGGGGAUACAUCAGCGCUGUGUUGUGUCACAGGGGCACAAGGGCCCCACUCCGGGUCUCUGCUAUUGGUGUCAGAGCUGCGGCUUGAUGGGGUCUGGGCCCUUGGCUAGGGUCUCUUCUCAUUGCUGAAUUUUCCUUGGUUUCUACAGAAAGCUGCAUUCCUGAAAGUGACUAGGGGCAGGGGACAUCAGCACCCCACAGCAGCCCCAGGGCAGCACCAUCAAGACCCUCUGUCCUGCAGGCCAUGGAAGGAGCCCCUGCCUCUAGAGCCUGACCUGCUCUGCCCCUCCAGUUACCUUGACUCCCCUUCCUCCCCCAGCCAUGCAUCCCCUCUCCUAGUUCCACAUAAAGAGCUUCAGCAGUU
Molecule: messenger RNA, 1503 nt
Organism: Equus caballus (horse)
Lineage: Eukaryota; Metazoa; Chordata; Mammalia; Perissodactyla; Equidae
Source: RefSeq, a predicted model, not a curated record